GGAACGGACAAUCAAUACACGCAGCUCCUGAAAUGUCCAUCACUUGGCGGUCACUGGGUGCUUGAACGGUCAACACAACUUGUCCUCGUUUAUUAGCGCCGUUUCGAAACACUUUCUGGUGCCAAGCACAUAUAAGUCCAACCUGGAGAGUCUCUCGGCUCGCGGAAGGUCCACCAUAAGGACGUACUCACUGCUACGGAAGAUUCAGAUCAAUAUCGCCUUCUAGAUUACUAUGAGUCUCACCGUCUGACUUGGCAUUUCGCUCCAUACUAUGUGGCACACCAUGCAUUUUGCUCUAUUCUAUGCGGCACGCCAUGCCAUCUUGGUUUCUCCGGCGACGUCAGCCACUCACUCAUCGUACGAAAAAGAUAUAAUAUCUCCUCCGCAUGGCACAUGGCGAUGUUGACUACAUUCCACCUUCGUUGAUCGAGGCCAAUCACUCAUUUUCUUUGCAUCUCAGAGCCAAGCGCAUCACAUUCACUUCUCGCCGUCGACAUGCAGAUCCGGAAAAUCACACUCCUGGCUUCGGCCAUCUCUACGGCCACUGCCCACUACACGUUCUCUCAGCUCGUCGUCAACGACGAGCUGGUCGGCUCUGACUGGACGUACAUUCGCGAGCACACUCGUGGCUACAUGCCAACCAAAGGCAGUGAGAUCCUGGAGAACGACUUUCGCUGCCAGCCUGGUGGAGCCUCUGGUGCAGGUACCGACGUCUACAGCGUGAAGUCAGGAGACAAGAUCGCAUUGAAGCAGGCCUUCGGCGGUACCGGCAUGGAACAUCCAGGUCCAGUUCAAGUCUACAUGAGUAAAGCACCUUCCGGAGACGUCAAGAGCUACGACGGAAGUGGCGAUUGGUUCAAAGUCAGCGAGCAGCUCUUGUGCUCCAGUCCUGGCAACGAAGCCAUUCUCGACAACGCCUGGUGCACAUACGGUGAAGACCGGAUCGAGUUCACCAUGCCAUCGACCAUUCCCGACGGUCAAUAUCUGGUUCGCGCCGAACACAUCCCUCUUCAUGGCGCCCACGUCGGAGAGGCGGAAUUCUACUACGCUUGCGCCCAGGUCGAACUCGCUGGGGGAUCCAAUGGCUCCGCUCCUUCACCAACCGUCAAAAUCCCUGGUGUCUACGCUGUUGACGAUGCCAGUAUCAACUUCAGCAUUUGGGGAGCUGAUAUCACUGAAUAUCCAGACGUCCCUGGCCCAGAGGUUGUCUCAGGAGGCCAAGUCCGUGGUAGCAAGGACGGAUCUUCUGAUGCUAUCGUCAAAGUGGCCAAGCGUGCCCUCGUAUCUGCACGAGGUCUUGCAGCAAGAGCCGGGGCAAUUGUCAGAGGCUGAGCGAGAGACAUGGGCUGUGGCCAGACCUCGCGAUCUGUUAUCAUUUCGAUUCACGCACUCUUUUGCUCGAGCAGCUGGACUUUGAGCUGUACACUUACUCUCACUUGUAUCUUAGUCGUACUUUUGGCAUUGCACCGUUGAAAAUUUACACUUAUAUCGGCG
Messenger RNA from Pseudocercospora fijiensis CIRAD86, 1494 nucleotides. RefSeq names its product glycoside hydrolase family 61 protein. Lineage: Eukaryota; Fungi; Ascomycota; Dothideomycetes; Mycosphaerellales; Mycosphaerellaceae. The record is from RefSeq and is a predicted model, not a curated record. The coding region runs from base 496 to 1332 and encodes 278 amino acids. The transcript has a single exon.